GUUAUGAACGCAGGCAGAUGUUCAUCACUCAGCUCUGAAGCAAGACCUGUUUCUGGCGACUAAAUGAAACGAUGGUUUGUCCAAGAUGCUGUGGCUCGUCUCUGCGCUGUACCUGGUGGUGAGGUGUGCAGCUUUUAAGGUGACUGUGCCUGCUGGUCGUUUGGUGGGCAUCCGUGGUCAGCCGGCUGUCCUGGGCUGUGAGUUCAUCCCUGACUCUUAUCUUGACAUGUCCAACCUGGUGGUCACAUGGCAGCGGAAGGAGGAUAACCGGGUUGUCCACAGUUUCUAUUAUGAACAGGACCAGCUGGCUCGGCAGAGCACAGAUUACCAGAACCGCACGUCACUGUUCGUGACGGAGCUGCUGAAAGGAAAUGCUUCACUCAGGAUAGAGGCGGUGACACCAAAGGACGAGGGCCAAUAUCUGUGUAUGGUGAGCAACACCAGAGGAACAGAUAAAGCACUGGUGAAGCUGGAAUAUGGAGCCUUCUACACAGAGCCCAGACUGAGCAUCAGUUUCAGCUGCUCCAACAUGACGGUGUGGAUCGAGGCUGAGGGUUUUCCUAAGCCAGAUGUCAGGUGGUUAGGUGACCAGGGCCAGAACCUGACCCACCAGACAGAAAUCACAGAGAGUCCGGAUGGAGCAGCUGGACUUUAUCGUCUAAAGAGCAGUUACGUGACGCAGAGUCCAGCACUCAAUGUGACUUUCACAUUAAUGAACCAGCGUCUCAAUCAGCACCUGCAGAGACCCAUGAGCCUCACAUACGAUGAAAUCGGUGCCAGAUGUGGAACAAGCAUUCCAGUAAUUGUGCUCUCGGUGCUGUGUUUCCUGCUGUUUGCUAGCUGCAUGAUGUUCCUGCUCAUAAAUCUACGGAACAAAAAACUGCUGCAGACGAUUCUAUCACCUUACCAACCAGCAAAUCCAGAAUUUCCUCUCGACAGCAAGUAACCUGGGCGGCUAGAGGAUGAUCUCACCACUUGUCUGUUGAAUAAGCCUUUAACAGGCCACUGCUGAAGGAGUGUAGGGGGAAACCUCGGACAAAGGUCACAUAAGGACAUCUCUGAAAGACGCUAAACCUCCCCACAUAGAGUCAAAUGGCAUUAAAAACAACCCAGUAAGUCGUUGCUAUCAGACACAGCAGUGCUGCUGAAUUUUUUAAACACCUCAGUGUCGCUGCUGGACUAAGAACCAAAAAUAUCCAGCCAACAGCAGCCUGUGGGCAGCGUCCUGUGACCACUGAUGAAGGACUAGAGGAUGACUGACACAGUGUGGUAACAGAUGAGUUAUCGUCUCUGACUUUACAUCUCCAAGGUAGAACAACAAGAUGGAAGUGUCUAAUAGAGUGCACAGUGAGUGGACACAGUGUUUAAAAACUCCAGCAGCACUGCUGUGUCUGAUCCACUCAGACCAGCGCAAC
Messenger RNA from Colossoma macropomum (tambaqui), 1415 nucleotides. RefSeq names its product CD276 antigen-like. The transcript has 4 exons. The record is from RefSeq and is a predicted model, not a curated record. Gene Ontology annotation, cellular component: external side of plasma membrane. Lineage: Eukaryota; Metazoa; Chordata; Actinopteri; Characiformes; Serrasalmidae. Gene Ontology annotation, biological process: cell surface receptor signaling pathway; cellular response to lipopolysaccharide; negative regulation of T cell proliferation. The coding region runs from base 86 to 946 and encodes 286 amino acids.